Messenger RNA from Peromyscus leucopus (white-footed mouse), 1656 nucleotides. Its product is annotated as mRNA-decapping enzyme 1A-like. Gene Ontology annotation, cellular component: P-body. Gene Ontology annotation, biological process: deadenylation-independent decapping of nuclear-transcribed mRNA; positive regulation of catalytic activity; deadenylation-dependent decapping of nuclear-transcribed mRNA. Gene Ontology annotation, molecular function: mRNA binding; enzyme activator activity. NCBI's taxonomy places the organism in Eukaryota, Metazoa, Chordata, Mammalia, Rodentia, Cricetidae. The record is from RefSeq and is a predicted model, not a curated record.
GCUCCGGGAUCCAAGAUGGAGUCGGUGAGUCGAGCAGGGCGUGAGAUGAGUCUGGCGGCCUUGAAGCGACGCGACCCCUAUAUCACCAGCAUCGCAGACCUUUCGGGCCACGUCGCGCUCUACACUUUCUGCCCUAAAGCCAACCAGUGGGAGAAGGCUGAUAUAGAAGGUCCGCUAUUUGUGUAUCGAAGGUCCGCUUCACCUCACCAUGGUUUCACCAUUCUCAACCGACUGAACAUGCACAACCUGGUCGAACCAGUGAAUAAAGAUUUGGAAUUUCAGCUCCACGAACCAUUUCUUCUGUAUAGAAAUGCAAGCUUGUCGAUAUACAGUAUCUGGUUUUAUGACAAGAAUGACUGUCACCGCAUCGCAAAACUCAUGGCUGAUGUGGUCAAAGAGGAGACACGGAGAUCCCAGCAGGCUGCUCAAGAGAAACAGAGUCCCAGCCAGGCCAAUGGCUGCAACGACCAGAGGCCCAUCGACAUCCUGGAGAUGCUCAGCAGGGCCAAGGAUGAGUAUGAGAGGAAUCAGAUGGGCGGCUCAAAUAUCUCCAGCCCUGGGUUACAGCCAAGCACUCAGCUCUCCAAUCUGGGAAGCACCGAGACACUAGACGAGACACCCUCUGGGUUACAAGAUAAGUCUGCUCCAUCGGGUCACAAACAUCUGACAGAAGAAGAGUUAUUUGGAACCUCUUUGCCAAAGGAGCAACCAUCAGCUGUGGGUCUCGAGUCAGAAGACGUGGAGAAGCCGCCCGGAGAUGACGAGCAGUCAGCGGGCGCGCCGCAGUCUGAAAACCUGGGUGUCCAUUCUGUUGCUCCCCACACAGUCCAGCCUGACGUCACCGCCCCCGUGCUCAUCACUCCCGCCUCCAUUGCCCAGUCAGGGGAAAAGCAUGCCCCAAGCUACACCGUCCCGCUGAGCCCGGUCCUCAGUCCUGCUCUGCCAGCCGAAGCUCCCACCACACAGGUUCCUCACUUACCUCGGAAUAGCACCAUGAUGCAAGCAGUGAAGACCACACGACAGAAGACUCCACUCCUGAGCCAGCCAGUUCCUGAGCUAAGCCCCUUCAGAGCCCCAGUGAGUCUGUCAAGCCCCGCUGGAACAUCCCUCCCCAGCGUUGAUCUGCUCCAGAAACUCAGGUUGACCCCACAGCAUGACCAAAUACAGGCCGCGCCGCCGCCGCCGCCGGUGCCGCUUGGAAAAGGUACAGUGGCACCUGGCUUUUCCUCAGCAGCUGGCCGGCUGGCCACCCCUGAGAGCUUCCUAGAGCCUCCCUCUAAGACGGCAGCAGCCAGAGCAGUGCCCUCAGCCUCCCUGAGCAACAUGGUGCUUGCUCCAACCCUUCAGAUUGCAGGCCCUGCGUUGGUCACUGCAGCAACCACAGCAGUGUCUUCUAUCCUGCUGUCCCCCAGUGUGUCCCAGCAGACAGUCCCCAGGUCCACAGACCUGGAGAGGAAAGCAAGCUCUCCCUCUCCUCUCACUGUUGGAACGCCAGAAAAUCAGAGAAAGCCUUCCAUUAUUCUCAGCAAGUCUCAGCUCCAGGACACACUGAUACAUCUAAUAAAGAAUGACUCUGGCUUCCUCAGUACACUUCAUGAAGUCUACCUGCAGGUGUUGACCAAGAAGAAGGACAGCCACAACCUAUGACUGGAGUAC